AUGAUCACGGAGAUGGUGGACUUUGAGACGCACCUCGCACAAAUGUGCCUGCUCAACAAAUCGCUGAAAUGGCUCUUCCUGCACUCCCGCUCCGGCGCCCGCACCCGCCCGCUCAAGGACCGCCCGUCCGACGAGAAACUCUUCCAGUGGUUGUUAGAUGUCUCGAGAUGCGAAGUGCUUCUGCUGAAUUUGUACACGAGCACCGCCGAGAACAGAGAAACGGCGGCGAGCGGCGCGAAAAUGAAGAUAACUGCACUGCUGCGGCAGUUGGGCGACUUUUUCGAACACGGAUUCGUCAAAAUGAGCGAGGCGCAGAAGGGUGAGCGCCGUUUUUGUUUGAUUUUUCGCAUGCUGAGCAGAGUUGAGCGGAAUUCCGCCUUCCGUAUUCCACUUUUCGCCGCUUUUUUCAUUCCGCCUCCGCUUUCCGCCAAAAAAUUUGAAUUCCGUCUCCGCUUUCCGCCAAAAAUUUUGAAUUCCGCCUCCGCUUUCCGCCAAAAAAUUUGAACUCCGCCUCCGCUUUCCGCCUUCCGCCAAAAAAAAAAUGUAUUCCGCCUCCGCUUUCCGCUUUCCGCCAAAAAAAAAAAAUUUAUUCCGCCUUCCGCCGUUUCAAAAAAUCGAUUCCGCUCAACUCUGAUGCUGCGUCGACGUGUAGCCUGUUUAGCACAAAUUCUUCAGCAAUUCAGAAUAAAUUUUAUGCUCUAGAAGAAAUUACAAUUCUAUUGCAGUGAACUUUGUGAAAUGGGUACGAAACCUCGAAGAAACGGUCGACAAGAUUGAUGGGAAAGAAGUGGAAGAGAGCAAAGAAACCGUCCAGCAGAUUAUUCGCAGGAUCAAACAGGUUUCGGCGUUUCUCUUGUUACAAUUAAAAUUUCAAUAAUUUUGCAGGUGGGCGAUCUGCUGGGACUUUCGGUGAACGUGACCCUGAAAGAGUGUCUCGGUUCCCUGGACUCGGAGCUCCGUGCUCUUUUCUCGGUCCUCUCCCUGUCCGACUCUGUCGUAAUCGACGUCUACUCGAAGAUGGAGGCCAACUAUUUAUGGCCGCUGCUCCAGGAAAUGAUCCCGCGCAUCCAGCAGAACCUCGUCUCCACCUCCAACACCGACGUCGUCCGACAAAUAUUCACAAAACUGUCCAUCUCCACGUGGAUCCUCAAAUUCAAACUUUCGCAAUUCGCCGAGAAGGAACACGUCGCCAAUCGGAUAGUCAACACGUAUUCGUAUUCGCUCGAGAAACACUUGAGGACCGUGUUGCAGUCGGUCCCGCAGCACCUCUUCGGCAUUAUGUAUCAGGUUGUGAUGCCGGCGUUGGGCAAGAAGUUUCAGCCGUUUAUCGAGAAGACUGAGGUAGGGAUAGCGACUUUCGAAAACACCUUUUUUCAAAGUAUAACGUGCAAAGGAAAGGACAUCAAAGUUUGCGCCGGACAGAAAGGGCACGCUGUUAGCAAUCUGGCCGAAUUUCUAGGCCGCAAAGUUAUUUUCCACUGAAAACGUGGCCUAACUUUUCAAACUCGGCCCCGAGGUCGCUCAAUUUGCGCUGCAAAAAGAGUUUCUCAACAGAGCGCCAUUUCUGUGCGGUGGUGCCCCUAUAAUAAGCCUAAACGUUUGUAACUUCCAAAUGAAACUGUGUUAAAAUUGCGAAUGUUGCAGCUGCGCGAGCUGUCCGAAUACAUAACCUCCUCAAAAUUGGUGGAAACGACAUCGCUUAUCGCGAACACGAGCAUGGGAAUAUCGAGAAUGAUGCUCACCAAAGUCGGCACCGUUCAGAUCAAUCCCAAGGUACGUUCCUAUCACAAAAUUACAAAAACACAUAACAUUUCCUCAUGAAAUGCUGGCAAGCGAACUUCUUUUGAACUCUUUAGCGGAAUCACACAUGUUUUAGGAACUUCUGGAAGACGGAAUGAUUCGACAAUUGUACAAAGAGAUCAAAAAGUUGAUGACGACUGCAUCGGCGUUUAGUUCUAUCGGUGAGCGUGUUUUUUCUCUCAAAUAUGAAACAAAUUUUAUCGAUGACUGUGUAGCAGAGUUGAGCGGAAGAACACGGAAGAAUUUUUAUCUUUUUUAGAAAAUUUUUUGAUGGAAUGUGAUCAACUAACGAAAUGUAUAGCAAAGUGAACUGUGCUCAUAGAAAAAUAAUUGUAAAUUUAACUUUUCAUACAAAAAAGUUAUUCGUUCCGUCUUCCGUUAGCCCUCCUUUUUUCACGGAACAACUCGAAUAACUUUUUUGUAUGAAAAGCUAAAUUUACAAUUAUUUUUCUAUGAUCAGAGUUCACUUUGCUAUACAUUUCGUCAGUUGAUCACAUUUCAUGAAAACAUUUUCUAAAAAAGAUAAAAAUUCAUCCGUGUUCUUCCAUCGAGUUCUUCCGCUCAACUCUGCUGUGUAGACCCCGGGAAGUUUGAAGAACAUUUUAUUUCCAUUCAUUAACGUUGGAAUUUCAGUCUCACUUGCCUGUUAAUACAAUUUUACAUUUUUCUUUUACUAAAACACAAUUUUUUUCCCCAGUAUUUAAAAACAAGCUUUUACUCUAAUUUUUUUACAGAAAAUAUGCUAAAAACGUGCGAAAACGUGGAAACGAUGCGUUCGGCGUUCUUCUACCUGUGCGACUACAUGAAUCUGGAGGGAGAUCACAUCUGGAACGUGGCCGUCGACGACUAUUUCAGUCGGAUUUCCGAAGAACGAGCGUUCGCCAAGAGCUCCGGCGAUUUGGAGAGGAACGAGAUGGUCGAACUGAUUGUCAGGAUUACGAAUCCAAAAGUUUGUUCGGGGGAAAAUUCAGUUUCUUUAUAUCGAUUUUAUGCGAAUCUCAUAAAAUGUUGAUUGGUCGUGAAUACCUUCAUAAACUUGAAAAUAAACGUUUUUUUUACAGAGCAACACGAUACGCGGAGAGUUCGAUGAGUUGGAAAGAUGUGAAAAUGAGCCGAAACGUGCUCACUUUCGACGUUUUCGACAAAAUCGAACAAAUGGUUCCAUUCCACGUGCUCACGAGCAUCGAGACCAAUUUGACGGUCGAAUUGGAGAAAAUGGUUGUCGGUGAGAAAGUGUGACACAUUUUCGGGGUGGGACAAACUGAGAUGUCAUUGAAAACUCGAUAAAUCUUUGGUUAUAAGUAAAUGUUUUGAAACAUGAACAUUUUGAGAUAAAUUCGGAAAAUUAGUACAGAAAAAGGAAAUAGUAGUUUAGAUGCAGACGAAGCAGUAUGAAAUCAACUUUGUCCUAAAAAUAAUAUAUUUUUCAGACUACACAUCGUCGGCGCGUAAGCUCGGAGUCUCGUUCAACCUCCAAAAUGCGGUCGGCCACGAUUCGGUCCGUUCCUAUUUUUCCAGUUCGAAUUAUGAAAAACUGGUGAAGACGAUCCAACCGCAAUCCGUCGCAUUGGCCACGCUUCUCGCGCAGGUACGCAUUUUUUUAAUGAGUGAAAAAUCUGAAACAGUGAACAUUAUUUUCAAUUACAGAUUGGUCAGUUUAUAUUGCUGAUUCGAACUAUCGGAAACUCGAAAAGGACGGCCAAUUUGAUGAAGGAGGACAGUAUGCAAAAGGAUCUCAUCGAGAUUAGCAGGUACCAGUAGAAACACAACUUUUACAAAAAAACAAUUUGGAAAACAAUCCCUAAAAACUUGCAGAUCGCUGGCACGUGAUCCGAAGGACCUUCCGGCCGAAAUGGGCACAAUUCUGAAGCUGAUGAUGCAAUAUUCGCUUUACAAUCCGGAAAGAAUGAUAUUCCGACUGAAAGACGAACCGUCGCCCGUAUUCAUGAUCGCCCUCAUUCAGUGCAUUCUGCCCAAAAUUGGAGGUAAAUUUAUAUUUUAGGAAACAUAGAUAUUAGUGACCUUGUUAAUUAUGAUCAAAACUAACAAAGAGCAACAAGAAACUCGCACGAAACAGCCACAUUUCGAAAAAGCUUUUUUUGCCAGUGACCUAUAGAAAUGCUUGCGAGUUUCUUGUUGCUCUUUGUUAGUUUUGGUCAUAAUGAACACAUUCACUAUGAAAAUGGAUAAGAUGAAUCAGCAUUCCUCUGGCGGCACGCAUCUGAAGUUUCAACGAAAGCUUGGAGAGCGCGCUGCCGUUCGGUUCAUGUAGGAACUGCGUUUGAGCGCUUUGGUCGUGUUUCUCCAUAACUCGAAGAGCAUAAUUCGUAGAGAAUAAUUAUCAACUGCAAAGUUAAUAAGCAUAACAUUUCCUCCAACUUUCCAGUUGGCCACUUCUUCCUGCAAUUGUUUUCUCUUGAGAUACAGGCUGCUGAAAAGAAUAGUUCUAAAUCUUGUUGUAUCUCGAAAUCUAGUACAGAAUGAAUAAUUGAUGAAAAAAUUGUGCAUAGUUUCCCUGUUGACAACCUGUUUGCACUCGUUUUUCUGCUCGUUUUUGUGAUUCGACCCACUAACCAUAUCAACAGCCUGUAUCUCAAGAACUAAACGUUGCAGGAAGAAAUGAUCAACUGAAAAGUUUGAGUAAAUGUUAUGCUCAUUAUCUUUGCAGUUGAUGUUUAUUCUCUUCGAAUUAUUCUCUUCCAGUUACGGGUUACGGAACAUUUUCUGGGAAAUGUCAAUUUCUCAAUCAGUUCAGCCAACUAGCUUACUAUUAGCAACAAAAAGAAAUGUUUAUAAUUGCAGACCCGUACUUUGUGUGCGCCCGGCAGCUGGAAAUGGGCAUCCGAUUCGUGCUCCGCCAAUCGCGGCUCCUUCCGUACUUCCUUCCGAUCAUUCAGGACCAAUUGCCGCAAUGCAGCCGUCCGAAGAAGAGAAUCAGCGACGUGGAACAAUUUUUGAGACAAUUGACGCUUCAUUUAAAGUGA
Molecule: messenger RNA, 4784 nt
Organism: Caenorhabditis sp. 36 PRJEB53466
Lineage: Eukaryota; Metazoa; Nematoda; Chromadorea; Rhabditida; Rhabditidae
Source: the annotation of a GenBank genome assembly